AGUCCAGACACAAAGCAAACGACUCUGUAUAUUUUAUUCAAACUCUUGUAUCCAAUAAAAUUUUAAAUGUGUAUGAUCUUCAGGAAGUGAAUCAGAACUGUAACACAUUCCACUUUUAUAUUUAGUGUGAAGCAUUGCAUUUGCGAUCAUAUUCAGCCACACUGCUCUGUCUGUAAGGCUGUUUAAUACUAAUGGCUCAUUAGCAAAGCACUGAGGCCAGAUCAGAACUCUCUCCUGGUGUUCUGAGCCAGAGGGGAUGGGGAGUGACUUACACCCCUAAGAUAAUCUGUGCCUUAAAGGAGUCUUCAGUAGACAUGCGCUGCACUUACUCAUAUCCCUCACGUCACGCAGUGCAGAAAACUUUCUGGUUUAUUCACUGGAACAGUCUACAGGAGCCUGAGGACCUGUCCCAGGACCCAGAGUACUCUCACCGUGUGGAGUACCUGGGGAAUCAGAACAAUGACUGCACUUUCAGAAUAAACCAGCUGAAAGAAAGCGAUUCAGCAAUAUAUUGCUUCAGGUUCCUGACUAACAUCCAAGAUGGAAAAUAUUUUGGUCAGCCUGGAGUCUCAUUGACAGUUACAGGUCUUCAGGUGAAAGUGACAGAGAAUGAGGCACAGAGUGUAACACUGACCUGUAGCAGCACCUGCACUUUGCGUGGCAGGCGAACCUUUACCUGGUACAAGAAUGGAAUAGCUGUGCCCUAUGAAAAUGAAUACUCCCUCAAUUUAGCCAGCACUGAUGAUACAGAUCUGUACUCCUGUGCUACAGGAAGAGUCACUUCCCCUGAAGUUAAUGUGAAAUGUGUGAAGGUAGAAAUCAUUUCAGACACAGUGUCAGGGGGAGAGACAGUGGAACUGACCUGUAGAGCAACCUGCACUCGGCUGGGCAACAGCUUCAUCUGGUACAAGAAUGAGCAGCUUCUGACUGACGACUACAAGUUCUCCCAGUCCCAUAGAAUCCUUACAUUCACAGCCAGAAGUAAAGAUACGGGCAGAUACUCCUGUGCAGUAAGAGGCAAUCAGCGUCUUGUUUCCCCCGCCGUGACUCUCAGUGUGAGAUGUGUAAAGAUUGAAAUAACAUUUAAGAAAGUGAGUGAGGGAGAGUGGGUGACACUAACCUGUAAAAUCACCUGCACUCACCUGACUGGCAGCCAAACAUUCAGCUGGUACAAGAAUGGACAAUUUCUACAAAACAACGCCAGGAAAUAUCAACAAGAUGACUACCUUCAGUUCAAAGCCAGCAGUGGAGAUGCAGGCAGCUACUCCUGUGCACUGAGAGGUCAUGAGAAUCUCCCGUCCCCAGCAGUGACUCUCUAUACUCCUAAAAACGCCUCAGUAGCAGUGAGCCCCUCUGGUGAAAUAGUGGAGGGCAGUUCAGUGACUCUGACCUGCAGCAGUGAUGCCAACCCACCAGUGCAGAGAUGCACCUGGUAUAAGAAUAAUAGAGCUUUACCCUCACAGACAAUAUCUGGACAGAAGUACACUAUUAAAGAGGUCAACUCCAGGCAUGCUGGAGAAUACUACUGUGGGGCAGAGAAUGCAAUUGGGACAGACAGAUCUCCUCAUAUAAAUCUCAAAGUGCAGUGUUUGAAGGUGGAUAUAAAUUCUAUCACAGUGACAGGGGGAGAGACAGUGGAACUGACCUGUAGAGCAACCUGCACUCACCUGAGCAACAACUUCAUUUGGUACAAGAAUGAAAAGUUUCUGCCUGACUACUACAGGUUCUCCCAGUCCUAUAGAAACCUUACAUUCACAGCCAGAAGUGAAGAUACGGGCAGAUACUCCUGUGCUGUAAGAGGCAAUCAGAAUCUUGUUUCCCCCGCCGUGACUCUCAGUGUGAGAUAAAUAUCAAAAUCACAACUACCUUCAGUUCAAAGCCAGCAGUGGAGAUGCAGGCAGCUACUCCUGUGCACUGAGAGGUCAUGAGAAUC
Molecule: messenger RNA, 1933 nt
Organism: Anguilla anguilla (European eel)
Lineage: Eukaryota; Metazoa; Chordata; Actinopteri; Anguilliformes; Anguillidae
Product: B-cell receptor CD22-like
Exons: 8
Coding region: 315-1847 (510 amino acids)
Source: RefSeq, a predicted model, not a curated record